This is a messenger RNA of Lymnaea stagnalis (great pond snail), 324 nucleotides long. The record is from the annotation of a GenBank genome assembly. Lineage: Eukaryota; Metazoa; Mollusca; Gastropoda; Lymnaeidae.
AUGCAACGCCACACCUACAUCACCAUAUCUGUAUGGUCCAUCGCGAUAUGUGGUGCAGUUGAGUGGGACGUUCUCAUUCAUAGUUUCAUGCAUUUUUGUUGUCUUACUGCACAGAACUGAUACGAUCCGAAAUAAGGUGUACCAUUUCGUGAAGAGCUGGCGUAGCGAAGCGGUUGCCGCGUUGAAGGGCGGCGUCAUGAGAUUCUGUCUCGAGACAUACUUGGCGAAUGAUUAUCGUGGAGAGUUACCUACAACCAUUGUGAUUGGGAUCAUCGUUCGGGAAGGUGAAGAUGUUUCGAUCUGAUGUUGUGUAAACUCGGGAAG